AAAUUUUUAAGCAAGAUUUUUUUAUGACGCUUUCCUCUUGGAGUGUGAUGGAAACAGUUUGAGAGCUGAGAGUUGAAUUGACCAAGUCGUGAAGUCGGGAUUCGCUAGUGGCCUUCUAGACUGGGUCUGACUCUAACCCCUCUCUCAUUCUUCGCCUUUCACUUCCUCGAAUUCUCCUUCAAACUCCAAUCCAAUCGCAAAACCAAACCAAACCCUUCGCUCUCCAAUUCCCUUUCUCUAUGUCUCUCAAACCGUCAAAUUCCUCGCAGAAUCUCAUGCUCCCCGUCUCCGAUCCUCCCUCCAUCCAAGACGAUUACGCCGAUGACAAGCUCUUCAGAGGCUCCGCCAUGACCAAACGCGGAGCCUUCGCCGCCGUCUCUUACAUGUCCUGCGCUGGUACCUUUCUUCUUAAUUCCGCUCCGUUCUUUCGUCGUCAAAUUUUCAAAUGCUUCUUAAAUCCAUCAUAUCCUCUUUGUUCUGUAGUUUUGCUGGUGAUGUUCAAUAAAGCAGCGCUUUCGUCUUAUAAUUUUCCCUCCGCCAAUGUUAUCACACUUCUUCAGAUGGUGUGUUCGUGUUGCUUCCUCUAUCUGUUGAGACGAUGGAGGAUGAUAUCUUUCUCAGCAAAUGAAUCCUUACUUAUAUCAGAUACCUCAACAAAAUUUGUAUCACUGAAGACUUUGAAGCACACUCUUCCUCUGUCAGGAGCAUACUUAUUUUACAUGCUAGUCACCAUGGAGUCUGUUCGUGGAGUAAAUGUUCCAAUGUACACAACUCUGAGGAGGACCACAGUGGUGUUUACAAUGCUUGUUGAGUUUGCUCUGGUGGGGCAGAGGUAUACACGUUCGGUCAUUUUAAGUGUUGGCUUGAUUGUCUUUGGUGCCUUUGUUGCGGGAGCUCGGGAUCUUUCUUUUGAUGCUUAUGGCUAUGCUGUUGUUUUCAUGUCAAACAUCGCCACAGCAAUAUAUCUCGCAACUAUAUCCCGCAUUGGGAAAACUAGUGGUCUUAAUAGCUUUGGGCUUAUGUGGUGCAAUGGUAUCAUAUGUGGGCCUGUUUUACUGAUCUGGACAUUUGUUCGUGGUGAUUUGAAGAUAUCAAUCAAUUUUCCAUAUCUCUUCUCACCUGGUUUUAUCGUUAUUUUGCUUUUUUCCUGCAUACUGGCAUUCUUCUUGAAUUACUGUAUUUUUCUGAACACAACUCUAAAUUCAGCUGUCACACAGACAAUUUGUGGUAAUCUGAAGGAUCUAUUUACUAUUGGUCUUGGCUGGAUAAUUUUUGGUGGGCUACCUUUUGAUAUUUGGAACAUAUCCGGGCAAUUUCUUGGUUUUGCUGGAUCUGGUCUAUAUGCCUACUACAAGCUCAUUGGCAAAUAACUGACUCGAGUUCUCUAGAUGAAGUUUUUGUUUUUUCAAUUUGGGAGUGCCAUUUGCUUCAGUUUUCUGCCCAUUACUGCAUUCCUCGAGAAGGAAGAAGAACCUGAACGAACUCGGGUAUUGGAACUUGUGAUCGACAGAUCGAUACUUGUGGGAAAUUUUGCUAAUUACAACUUGACAUACGACUGUUUCUGGGGAACUAGAGGAGAAAGGCUGUCAUGGCUAUAGUGUAUUCAAACAUCUAAUUUGAUUAAUGCUAUGCAUAUCUCUCUGGAAGUGUAACUGUUAACAAACAUUGUAUUUUAAUAGAAAAUUCAUCGUAGACAGAAAAUUUAAAUCUACCAAUUCAUUUCAUUA
Messenger RNA from Vigna angularis (adzuki bean), 1727 nucleotides. RefSeq names its product UDP-N-acetylglucosamine transporter UGNT1. The record is from RefSeq and is a predicted model, not a curated record. NCBI's taxonomy places the organism in Eukaryota, Viridiplantae, Streptophyta, Magnoliopsida, Fabales, Fabaceae. The transcript is spliced from 9 exons. Gene Ontology annotation, molecular function: GDP-fucose transmembrane transporter activity; antiporter activity. Gene Ontology annotation, cellular component: Golgi apparatus. Bases 240 to 1370 code for a protein of 376 amino acids.